AUGGGCACAGGGUUUAUACUAGCCAAAGCCAAUAUUUUAACUGCAGAGGCAACAAAAAUUAUUUCACAGAUUGUUCUUAUUGUUUUAUUACCAUGUUUAUCCUUUAAUAAAAUCGUAGCUAACAUAGAAGACAAAGACAUUAAAGAUGUAGGUAUUAUAUGUCUAUCAUCUAUCCUAAUCUUUGGCACUGGCUUAUUUUUUGCUUGGGUUGUUCGUUGUUUAUUACCCGUCCCCAAAAAAUGGUAUGGUGGGAUUCUAGCAGGAGGUAUGUUCCCCAAUAUUAGUGAUUUACCAAUUGCUUAUCUACAAACUAUGGACACUGGGUUAAUUUUUACAGAAGCAGAGGGUGAGAAAGGUGUUGCUUGUGUUAUUAUUUUUAUGGCAAUGUGGAUGAUUUGUGUAUUUAAUCUUGGUGGCUUUUUAUUAAUUGAAAUGGAUUUCAACUACAAAGAUGAAGAAAGUGCAGAUUAUUCUGACGUAGAAAAUAGUUCAUCAAAGGAAAUAGCCAAUGAUGAUUCCAGUAGUAAAAAUUCAAGUUCAAGCAAGAUCAAUGAUACUACCACUAAUCUUCAUAACGCAAAAGAAGAUAGCUCAAACUCUUCUUCUUUGCCAAUACCUACUCCUGACGUAGAGUCAUUGGAGUCAACGAUAAGUUCUAUAGAUUCAAGUACUCCAAAUUUAAAACCAAAUGACAAUAUUCCUGAUACCAAAAACAACAAAGUUACACAACCAGCUGAAAAAUUAAUACAAGGCAGUAAUAAAAAUACCAAAAAUGCAAAUAAAAGAUCAAAAGAUCCUGUACAGUACACUUCGAAAGAUAAUAAUACUAAUGCUAUUAUGCGUCGUAGAUCAUUGUCUACUCUGUCACACACAUCUUCUGUUACUCCAUCGUCUACGAAGAUACCUAAUCCCACAGGUAUGGACGCAUUAAUUAGACAUUAUUCAAGAGUUGACCAAUUUGGAAAUGAUUUAGAUGAAGAUGGCAACAAUGUGUCCAAUUUGGACCCAAAUGAUGGCGAUGCAACCGAUAACAAUAACACAAAAUCAUCAGAUUCAGUAGCAUCUAACAAACUACAGAAAGUUAUGUCCUCCCAUUUAGCCAGAAUGGUUACACAAGAUGCAGCUGUCAGAAAAAAAGAUAUAGAAGCUUCGGGGAAGUCCAAGAUUAUACCUAAUUUUAUGAAAAAUUUUAAAAUUUUAAACUUUUUUCUUUUUUUUUUGAAAAAUUGUCUACGUCCAUGUAGUAUAGCAGUUAUACUUGCAUUAAUAAUUUGUUUUAUUCCUUGGGUCAAGGCCUUAUUUGUUACAGCGGCCGAUGCUCCUCGUAUUCGUCAAGCUCCUGAUGAAGAACCAGCAUUAAACUUUUUUAUGGAUUUUACCAGUUAUGUAGGCGCGGCUUCAGUUCCAUUUGGGUUAUUAUUAUUGGGUGGUACGCUAGGUAGCUUAGAAAUCAAAGACUUGUAUCCAGGGUUUUGGAAAUCUGCGGUGGUUUUAGUUUUUCUAAGACAAUGUAUAAUGCCAAUUUUUGGUGUAUUAUGGUGUGAAAGAUUGAUUAAAGCAGGCUGGUUGAAUAUCAUUGAUGAUAAAAUGCUAUUAUUUGUCAUUGUCAUUGAUUGGGCUUUACCUUCAAUGACUACUAUUAUUUAUUUUACUGCAAGCUAUACACCAUUAAAUGCAACCGAUACAACUCAAAUGGAUUGUGUUUCAUUUUUCUUGUUAUUACAAUAUCCAUUGCUAGUUGUUAGUUUACCAUUUUUGGUUACUUAUUAUAUAAAGGUACAAUUAAAACUAUAG
Messenger RNA from Saccharomycodes ludwigii, 1794 nucleotides. RefSeq lists its product as uncharacterized. NCBI's taxonomy places the organism in Eukaryota, Fungi, Ascomycota, Saccharomycetes, Saccharomycodales, Saccharomycodaceae. The transcript has a single exon. Gene Ontology annotation, cellular component: membrane. Gene Ontology annotation, biological process: transmembrane transport. The record is from RefSeq and is a predicted model, not a curated record. Bases 1 to 1794 code for a protein of 597 amino acids.